AUUGCCAGUUGCCAUGUCUAAAACUAACCUCAACGCGGAAGAAUUUCGAGUGGUUAGUUAUAAAAAGUCAAAAAUUAAACGUACUGUUGUUGUUGAUACAUUAAUAGCCACGAUUAACGAGCCUCUAUCUUCCGUAACUUUCAAUUUGGAAAAUUAUUUAAGAAGAAUAGAAGCAGCAAAACAGGAACUAAUCCCAUCCGAUUUAUAUUCAUCCGUUUUGGCAUCUUUGCGGGAGAGUUUUCAAAUUAUAAACAUAAUAAAAAUAAAAGAAAUUGUGUGCUUUGGUUUAGGUAGAAUCGGUGAGUGUAUGAUUGCGAGAUACCAACUAGCUCUAUUAUUGCUCAUAAAAGAUUUAUAUAAUGCUAAAGUAGUCGCAUAUGACCCCAUAUUCACUGAUAAUGAUAGUGAAAUUCUGAAAAGCUUAGGAAUUAGUGUAUUACACGGCAAUAUCGAAGGCAAGUAUAAAUUGUCAGAGAAAAGUGCUACGUUAUUUUAUCUACCUCAUUGCCCCAAACAAUUGACCAAUAAUUUACUAUGGGCAAAUUGGGGCAUGGUUUUAAAUUAUUGCGUUAUAAUUUCGAAUAGCUUUACUAACGUAAUUGAAUCUAAUUCUAAACGGCAUAUCGAAAAAAAUGCAGAUUACAUUCUGAAUAUAUCUCCCUUUGUCACUGAAUUACCUAUUAUAAAUUCCUUUAAAUAUUAUGAUAUUUUUAAUGAUCUGGCAAUACAUAUUUUUGCUUUAGAAAAUUUAAGCCUAAUAUCUCAAGAUUUAUGGCAGUAUCAUAUCGAACCAGUAUACACUGACGAAGACCUCGAAUUUGUAAAAAACAAAAUAUACGAAGAUUAUCUGAUUGAUAUUUUUGAAAGAUGUAUGCUAAUAGCAUUAAAACCCUCAGACAAAUCAUUCACGAACUACGGCGCGCUAUUCCGCAAGGAAACCUGAAGGAUAAUUUAGCAAUUCGCUACUUGUUCGAUCAGUACCGUCUCUUCAACAUGACCGAUCAACAAAUUUGUAAAGCGAAAGAUGAAGUCCUUUUUGCUGCCAAUACUUAUUUGUGCUACUUACGCAGCAGCCGAAUCCAACAAGAAAUACA
Photinus pyralis (common eastern firefly) is the source of this 1094-nucleotide messenger RNA. RefSeq names its product SRR1-like protein. The record is from RefSeq and is a predicted model, not a curated record. Gene Ontology annotation, cellular component: nucleus; cytoplasm. Gene Ontology annotation, biological process: microtubule-based process. Bases 14 to 943 code for a protein of 309 amino acids. The transcript has 3 exons. Lineage: Eukaryota; Metazoa; Arthropoda; Insecta; Coleoptera; Lampyridae.